AUGUCUACAUCAAGUAAUAAUUGGCCGGCAUCGAGGGUCAGAAGUACUUUUUUAGAUUAUUUUAAAGUUAAACAAAACCAUACAUUUGUUCCAUCAUCUUCAGUUGUUCCUCACAAUGAUCCAACGUUAUUAUUUGCUAAUGCUGGUAUGAAUCAAUACAAGCCGAUUUUCUUGGGUACCGUCGAUCCAGCUUCGGAUUUUGCUUCCUUGAAGAGGGCUGUCAACUCGCAAAAGUGUAUCAGAGCUGGAGGUAAACAUAACGAUUUAGAGGAUGUUGGUAGAGAUUCAUACCACCAUACAUUUUUUGAAAUGUUGGGUAACUGGUCGUUUGGUGAUUAUUUCAAGAAAGAGGCUAUCUCAUGGUCUUGGGAAUUGUUGACUGAAGUGUAUAACUUGGAUAAAGAUAGAUUAUACGUGACGUACUUUGGAGGUGAUGAAAAGCAAGGAUUACAGCCUGAUUUAGAAGCUAAAAACUUUUGGUUAUCUGUUGGUGUCGCUGAAGAUCACAUCUUACCAGGUGAUGUUCAUGAUAAUUUCUGGGAAAUGGGUGACCAAGGUCCUUGUGGUCCAUGUUCCGAAAUUCAUUAUGAUAGAAUUGGUGGAAGAAACGCUUCUAGUUUAGUGAAUAUGGAUGAUCCAAAUGUUUUAGAAGUUUGGAAUAUUGUCUUUAUGCAAUACAACAGAGAACUGGAUGCGUCUUUGAGACCAUUACCUGCUAAACAUAUUGAUACUGGUUUAGGAUUUGAAAGAUUAGUGUCAAUAUUACAAAACAAGUCAUCUAACUAUGACACUGAUGUUUUCCAACCAAUCUUCAACAAAAUUAGGGAAAUUACCGGUGUUAGACCUUACACUGGUAAAUUUGGUGCCGAAGAUAGAGAUGGUAUUGAUACUGCUUAUAGAGUUAUCGCUGAUCACGUUAGAACAUUAACGUUUUCUAUUACUGAUGGUGGUGUUCCAAACAAUGAAGGUAGAGGUUACGUUUUGAGAAGAAUUUUGAGAAGAGGUGCACGUUAUGUUCGUAAAUAUAUGAAUUACCCUAUUGGAUCAUUCUUUCAACAGUUAGUUCCAGUUGUCAUAGAACAGAAUUCUGAAAUCUUCCCUGAAAUUGUGAAAAACCAGCAAGAUUUAACUGAAAUUUUGAAUGAAGAAGAAUUAUCCUUUGCUAAGACUUUGGACAGAGGUGAAAAAUUAUUCGAACAAUAUGCUAUUAUUGCUUCAAAAACACCAGAACAAACCUUAUCCGGUAAAGACGUCUGGAGAUUAUAUGACACUUAUGGAUUCCCAGUUGAUUUAACCAGAUUAAUGGCAGAAGAAGCUGGCUUGAAAAUAGAUGAAGAAGGAUUUGAAAAGGCAAAAGAAGAAUCAAGAGAAGCUUCCAAGGCCACAGGUAAUAAGGGUGGCGUUUCGUUAAUUAAAUUGGACGUUCAUGCAUUGUCAGAAUUAGAUGGUAAUGACAAGGUUCCGAAGACCGAUGAUUCUUUCAAAUACGGAUUAGAAAAUAUUAAAGCUAACGUCGUUGCUAUUUAUGAUGGCUCAUCUUUUGUUAACUCCAUUUCUGAAGUUGGCUCUCAAGCCGGUAUAUUAUUAGACAAAACCCCAUUCUACGCAGAACUGGGUGGUCAAGAAUACGAUACUGGUAAGUUAGUCAUUGAUGGUGCCGCUGAAUUCAGUGUUUCUAAUGUCCAAGUUUAUGGUGGUUAUGUUUUGCAUACUGGUUCAUUACUUGAAGGAUCAUUAAAGUUGGAAGAUGAAAUCAUUGCUACCUAUGAUGAAUUACGUAGAUGGCCAAUCAGAAAUAACCACACUGGUACCCACGUAUUAAACUUUGCUUUAAGAGAAGUCUUGGGUGAUAACGUUGACCAAAAAGGUUCUUUGGUUGCCCCAGAAAAGUUAAGAUUUGAUUUCAGUCAUAAGCAAGGUUUAACUCCUGAAGAAUUAUUAAAGGUUGAAACUAUGUCUAAUGAUUAUAUUAAAGAAAACAAGCAAGUUUAUGCUAAGGAUAUCAAAUUGGGUGAUGCCAAAGAAAUUAACGGUUUGAGAGCGGUUUUCGGUGAAACUUAUCCAGAUCCAGUCAGGGUUGUCUCCAUUGGUACCUCUAUCGAAGACUUGUUGAAGGAACCUAAAAACCCAGAAUGGCAUAAGGUCUCGAUUGAAUUAUGUGGAGGUACACAUGUUGCUAAAACCGGUGAGAUUAAAGAUUUAGUCAUAAUUGAAGAAUCUGGUAUUGCUAAGGGUAUCAGAAGAAUCGUUGCUGUAACAGGCACAGAAGCUCACCAAGUCCAAAAAAUUGCCCAGGAUUUCGACAAGGAAUUAGAGCAUGCUAUGGCCUUAGCUUUUGGUCCAAUCAAGGAAACAAAGGCUAAAGAAUUGGGUGUCAGUUUGAAAAAAUUAUCCAUUUCCGUUUUGGACAAGCGUAACUUGAACGACAAGUUUAACAAAUUAGAUAAGUCUAUCAAAGACCAAUUAAAGGCCGUACAAAAAGAAGAAUCAAAGAAAGUCUUAGAAGUUGUUAACGAGUGGUUGAACGCAAAAGAUGCUAAGGACUACUUCGUCAGCUUCGUGCCAAUCAGUGCCAACGCUAAGGCUAUCACUGAAGCUAUCAAUUUGUUGAAAAAACAACACAAAUCCAAGUCUCUCUACUUGAUUACCGGUUCUGACAAGGUCGCACACGGUUGUUACGUAUCUGACGAAGCUAUUGCUAAGGGUGUCAACGCUACUGAUUUAGCAACUGCGGUUUCCUCUAAGGUAGGUGGAAAAGCCGGUGGUAAAGGUAACGUUGUUCAAGGUAUGGGUGACAAGCCUCAAGGUAUUGACGAAGCAAUUGACGAACUUAAAAAGUUAUUUGCUGAAAAAUUAUAA
Messenger RNA from Debaryomyces fabryi, 2859 nucleotides. RefSeq names its product alanine--tRNA ligase (gene ALA1). Gene Ontology annotation, molecular function: amino acid binding; nucleic acid binding; aminoacyl-tRNA deacylase activity. Gene Ontology annotation, biological process: alanyl-tRNA aminoacylation; tRNA modification. Bases 1 to 2859 code for a protein of 952 amino acids. The transcript has a single exon. NCBI's taxonomy places the organism in Eukaryota, Fungi, Ascomycota, Pichiomycetes, Serinales, Debaryomycetaceae. Gene Ontology annotation, cellular component: mitochondrion; cytoplasm. The record is from RefSeq and is a predicted model, not a curated record.